Messenger RNA from Diachasmimorpha longicaudata, 2475 nucleotides. Its product is annotated as protein phosphatase 1 regulatory subunit 36-like. Lineage: Eukaryota; Metazoa; Arthropoda; Insecta; Hymenoptera; Braconidae. The record is from RefSeq and is a predicted model, not a curated record. Gene Ontology annotation, molecular function: phosphatase binding. Gene Ontology annotation, biological process: negative regulation of phosphatase activity. Bases 367 to 1728 code for a protein of 453 amino acids. The transcript is spliced from 6 exons.
UGAAGCAAUCGUUUCUUUUUCAAGGCCUCCAGGUCGGAGGCCUUGAGCAAUUAACGCUAAAUUUCAUGUAAUAAUUAUCAUUUCGGUGAUUACUCAGGCGGAAACUAAAGAAAGUUGAAUCGUCUGAGAGAUCGCUAAUUGUUAUUGACAUUUGGGAACGAUUUUAAUUUUUAAUUAUCUCAAAAUUCUGCGAGUUCGUUUAUUGAUUAAUCAAGUUAUCUGAGGGGUAAUGAUGUUCGAUGGAGCCCUCCGCGCUGCCUGAUACAAUCAAUAUCAUGCAUGUCAACAACUUCAGACGUUACGUUUCGACGUAAGACAUCCGUCCGUUUCCUAUAUUCCCGAUUCCAAAUUACUCAGUGAUUUUAAAUGAACGUGGAACUGACUGAAAAACAAUACGUGUGGGAUGAUUUCUACGAUGGUCUCACCAUCCUCGGGGUUACUGAGCAACGCGAUGAAGAGGUCAAGAGCAGAAAACGGAAGAAACAAGUAAUUCCACGGUCUCAGGUCUAUUGUCCUCAUGCUUACCUGUUCCUGAAUUUUUUGGAUAUCUUGAAUCCUGGAGAAAAGAUAAAAUAUCGAAAAUGCUAUCUCCGAAGGGUAACCCCCACCGACCCGGACGUAAUAAUCCUCCAGGAUAUAAAAAAUCUCUGUCUCUUCCUGCUAACGACCCCCGUGAGCCUUCAAUUCAUAAACUUCUUUCACCUCGAGGUCGUGGACCGUUUUCUCCGAGCUCUGAUCCUCUAUUUUCAAUUUUACACCGAAAUCUGGGAUGAGGAGAUCAUCAAGAAGCGAGCGGCGACGAUGAAGAAGGCCCCGAAUCCCAUGGCCGGGGGAAGCAGGAUAAGAAGAGCCGAAGAAAUGAGGAUUCUCAGGUGUGUACUCGCUAGGGAGUACUGCGAAUUGAUCGUGGGCUGCGACACCACUGCGAGGUUUCAUCAUAUGCUUGCGGGCACAGCUAUUCCGGGAAUGCAGUCCCAGGGGGAGAAGGACUUGAGGAUCUUCGAGGUCCUCAUUGGAAUGUCUCAUAGGGUUGUGUGGAUCGCUCUGAAACGCAAGCAUUUCACGUUGAUAGAAGUGGAACUCCACCGAUUAUUUAGAACUGAGGCCUACAACACUGCGGACCGAAGAACUGGGGGAAUUAUCUACAAAGGAAUGUUGGAGGAUGAAUUUAGCAUUCUCCACGGCCCCAGGGUCCCACAGAAACGGAAAUUAUUGGUGAAUUCUGCUCUCCCUCGGCAGUUAAUCAGCGAAUUAUGUGAUUUCCGGAUCGUAUCACUGGGACUGAUUGCUGAGUCCAGAGUUCCAGACCCUAGAAUCAAUUACUUGAAAAAUGCACUACUAGCGGAUGAGGAAAAUUUCCUGGACCUGGGAAUUAAGAUGGGAAUUCUCGGGCAUUCCAGGGACGAUUAUGAUAUCAUGUUGAUGCCUCUGGAGGAUGAGAAGGUAGUGGAGGAAGAGGAUGACGAUAAGUGGGAGAGAAAAAGGAGUUCUAUGUCUGAUAGAGCGAGGAGAAGCAGAGUUUUAGAGAAGGAAUGCUUGAUGAUGCCGAUCUUCGGCCCAGUCACGGAAAUUCCAGAAGUUUAUCCUCCCCCAAAAAUCAGUGUAACGUCUCCCCGAAAGCAAAACAUACGGAAUAACGCGAGGAAGAUGUGGAUGUCCAGAGAACUCAGGAGACAAAAUCACAAACCCUCAGAUCUAGUCUCCAUCGCGACCACCAUUGAAAAUUAAUCUCCUUUAGUUACUUCAUCCAAUUAUUUCUAUUUUCUCUCAUUUUUGUACAAAAAGCUAACAACAGGGAAUUUUUAAAGGAGAUCAUUGGUUAGAAUUAUCAACUUCAGCCAGAACGUAGGAUAUUUUGCACUACUAGGCAUUAAACGAAAUAUACUUAUUGUAAUUAUAACCCUAAUGUGGAAAUUAUUCUGAUGAAAAGUAAAUUAAUCGAGUUCUAUUGUAGCGUCAGGAGGGGAACUCCAAAGAACUCAAGAAAUGAAAUUGUAAAUAAUAAACUUUACACUUUUGGAAAAAUUUAAUAAAGUCUUAGCGAACCCACAAAAAAACUGCAAUUGUUAAAAAAAUUCUUUUGUUUUUAUGGAUAUUUCUUGGCAAUUAAAUCUUCCAUCAGAAUUAUAUAUUUAUAAUUCUAUUUUUUUGUAUUGUUUUUUUUUAUUAAAAUAUUUGUUUUAUCAAAAUUCUCGUUUAAUUUUUGGUAUUAUUUUUGCAAAAAUUCUGUGGAAUAUUUCGAAUGCUUCUAUUGACUUUUGUUUUCCUACUUAAUUGAACAAAAUUGAUAUUUAUUAACAUUUCCUGAUAAAAUAUAUAAUGGAAUUAGCAAAUAAAAAAUUAUUUCGAUAGAGUUUCUAGAAAAUUUAAAACAAAUUGUCUUGCGAAUUCGCUAAGUUCGAUUAUUAAUUUUCUUCUAAUACGUGAAUUAAAAAUGAGUCCUCUCCUCCCUCGAUUAUCUAAUUAUUGUUUGUU